Molecule: messenger RNA, 2134 nt
Organism: Pseudomyrmex gracilis
Lineage: Eukaryota; Metazoa; Arthropoda; Insecta; Hymenoptera; Formicidae
Product: actin-related protein 10-like
Exons: 5
Coding region: 753-1883 (376 amino acids)
Biological process (GO): retrograde axonal transport of mitochondrion
Source: RefSeq, a predicted model, not a curated record
UGUAAGCGGCAAAUAGGAUUUUUGGGUGGGCACCCCACCUAAUUCCAGCAAUGGCUUUGAGCACAUUGAUACGCGGUAGAACCCGCUUUUUAACUUCUGAAACAUGUGUUUUCCACUUGAGGGAGUAAUCGAAGAACGUUAUUAAUAUUUAACAAACCGACCGCAUAUAUACGAAUUCGCGAGAGUAACUAGUCACACCACCUCGAUAUGACAUACAUAUAUAGCGCGCGCGCCGCCGUGCGUGCGUCUCGCUCUCUCGCUGAAUUCUCGCGUGUCUUCUUUCCUCUCGCCUUUUUCCGCAACGAGCGCAAACGAGUGGCUGCUCUCGCGAGUGCUCGAUUGCCUCUCGUCGUAUGUACAUAAGAGACAGCAACGAAGAGAGAGAGAGAGAGAGAGAGAGAGAGAGAAUUUGACGACACAACCAGCGUUCGUCAGAAAUCAGCGCAAGAACGACGACUGUCCGUAACGGGUCUGUUCUUCUAGAUCCAACGCGGAUCCAAAAGUAUGUUCCAAUCGCGGUCCAAUGCAAGAGCGCCCAAUCGGGGCUUGCGCGAGAACACACAAAGAGUCUCGAAUUUCAAAUGGUUUGGGAACGCGCACGGAAGAAGAAACACCGAACAUAUGAUUUCUUCGUCCGCUUGCGCUCGUUAAUUGUCAAACGCCACCGAUUUCUCGACGACUGGCUAUGUUGUUAUAAUUGAAUUAAACAAAAAAAUUAUAAACGCAAAGACCACGCAAACGAAAAACAAAAAAUGCCUCGCGGUUACGAGGGUACGAGAUAUAUUUCGGACAAACAAAUGGUAGUUUUCGAUAUUGGCAGUGCAUACACAAAGUUUGGUUACGCGGGAGAAGUAUCUCCGCGUGGUAUCAUACGAACCGAAGUGAGAUGUCCGGAAACGAAGAAGAUACGCCGAAUUAUUGACUACAAUGAUCUCGAGGACUUGUACCAACUGCUUGUAGAAUUUCUUCAUCAGUUGUUCUUCAAACGUGUUGUCGUAAGCCCAAAAGACGCAAAAAUACUGCUUCUGGAAUCUCCGCUUGCAGCCACGUCGUUCAGAGAUACUCUCGCAAGAGUGAUGUUCAAACACUUCGAAGUUAGUUCCAUAUUGUUUCUACCGAGUCACUUGGCAACAAUCAGUACUCUCGGCAUUGACACAGCCUUGGUAUUGGACGUUGGAUAUCAGGAAGCAACUUUGAUUCCAAUCUUUGAGGGAAUACCGAUACUUAAAGCUUGGCAAGCAUUGCCCUUGGGUGGACAGAUAGUUCACGAGAACAUGAAAAAUUAUUUUGACAACAUAUCAAAUGACAUAGAUUUAUCUGAAAAAACACUGGAAGAUAUCAAGGUGAGAACAUGUUUUGUAACCACAUUGGAAAGAUCUGAAAAAUUGGGAACAGAAGAUGCUCCCGCUCAUUCUCCCGAUGUUAUAUAUCCCGGCGUCAAGAGACUCGUGAUACCCGGAGAAAUAAGAGAGAAAGCGUUUGAGAUACUGUGGGAAAGAGAUAACGACAAUCUGUCUUUGUCAACUAUGAUACUCGACGCUAUCAUCAAGUGCCCAUUGGACACAAGACGGAUAUUAGCCGAAAAUAUAAUACUCGUCGGAGGAACCGCUAUGGCAAAGGGUUUUGCAAGUCGCUUGAAAUCCGAAUUGCUGAUGUUAGUCAAGAGCGAUCUGUACAAGGAGAAGUUAAAAGUGCAAUCGUUCAAAUUCCAUACAGCACCGAGCAAACCGAACUACACGGUAUGGCUAGGCGGUGCUAUUUUCGGCACAACAGAUUUAGUAUUGCGUUGUUUAACAAAAGAAGUUUAUUUGAAGACAAGUCGAGUUCCCGACUGGCCUAAUCUAAUAGAUAAUCAAAAGGAAGAAACAUAUUACGAAUUAUAAAUAUAUGCUCGAACGUUUUAAGUUUUUUUUUUUUAAGACUAAUUUUUAAUCUAACAUAUAAUCAAAUAGAUAAUUUGUAUUUAUUGAUUUAAUAUAAAUUGUACAAGCCAAUCAAUCGGUUCUAAGUUUAAAAUAGAAAUUAUUUAUAUAUAUAUAAAUUUAUAUAAAUAAUUAGAAAUUGUAUAUAUAAAUUUGUAACUGCAUGAUGUAUCAUGGUUUUAUACUCUUUUUAUACUUUGUUUAAUCGCCAA